Messenger RNA from Suillus paluster, 378 nucleotides. RefSeq lists its product as uncharacterized. The record is from RefSeq and is a predicted model, not a curated record. The transcript is spliced from 3 exons. NCBI's taxonomy places the organism in Eukaryota, Fungi, Basidiomycota, Agaricomycetes, Boletales, Suillaceae. Bases 1 to 378 code for a protein of 125 amino acids.
AUGGGUAAACAUGGGAAUGGGAAGGUGGAGAAUGGAGAAAUGGGAGGAGGAGGACGGGAGGAUGGGAGAAUGGGAGAACAGGAGAAUGGGAGAAUGGGAGAUAGGAAAGCAGAAAAUAGGACAGAGACACGGGAGAAUUUUUUGGGAAGGGCAAGAGUCAACAGCAAGACACAAACAGUGAGACUGAAGUUUACCUGGGACACUGGCUUGCAUCCUGCUGGCCGAGACAUGUGCCGAAGGCACAACGGGUGUGGGCUAGUGGUAAGUCCAAGGCGGCCACCACCACGCCAAUGCAUGCAGACCAGGGUUCGGUCCGGUCCGGGUCCGAACCAAAAAAGGUGGAACCUAGGCCUUGUUUCUCCGCCAGAUUUCCGCUGA